Molecule: messenger RNA, 1128 nt
Organism: Hordeum vulgare subsp. vulgare (domesticated barley)
Lineage: Eukaryota; Viridiplantae; Streptophyta; Magnoliopsida; Poales; Poaceae
Product: PRA1 family protein B2-like
Exons: 1
Coding region: 102-770 (222 amino acids)
Biological process (GO): vesicle-mediated transport
Cellular component (GO): Golgi apparatus; endoplasmic reticulum
Source: RefSeq, a predicted model, not a curated record
AACUCGAGCGGAAGGGCGUAGGCAACCACCGCUUGUGCAGCAAACAAAACCUUCCCGAUUGUUGGAGAGCACGCCGAGAUCUGCUCCAGACUCCGCCCCCCAUGGCUUCCGCGCCGACACAGCCGCCCCUCCUCCCGGUCACCAACCCCACGGCCGCGGGCUCGGCCCCCGCCUCCGGCGGCGGUGGCGGUGGCGGCCUGGACGCGCCGAUCGCCACGCCGGCGUUCCGCCUCUUCAUGAGCCGGAUCUCCGAGUCGGCGCGGCGCUCGCUGUCCGACCGGCGCCCGUGGGCCGAGAUGGUCGACCGCUCGGCCUUCUCGCGGCCGGACUCCCUCUCCGACGCCACCUCCCGCCUGCGCCGCAACCUCACCUACUUCCGCGUCAACUACACCGCCGUCGUCGCCUUCGCGCUCGCGGCCUCGCUCCUGGCCCACCCCUUCUCGCUCCUCAUCCUCCUGGGGGUCCUCGCCGCCUGGUGCUUCCUCUACAUCUUCCGCGCCUCCGACCAGCCCGUCGCGCUCUUCGGCCGCACCUUCUCCGACCGCGAGACGCUUCUGGGGCUCAUCGUCGCCUCGCUCGUGGCCUUCUUCUUCACGCCCGUCGCGUCGCUCAUCAUCUCCGGGAUGCUCGUCGGCGGCGCCAUCGUCGCCGCCCACGGCGCGUUCCGCAUGCCCGAGGACCUCUUCCUGGACGAAUCCGACGCAGCCAGCGGCAACAGCGCGGCUCAGGGGCUGCUCUCCUUCCUCGGGGCACCCGGAUCUAGGGUUUGAGGCGGCAGGCGACGAGAUCUGGUAGGCUUCCUGGGCGCGAGAAGUUCGUCUUAAACUGGAGUUGCCCUGGAUCUGAUGUUGCUGUAGCUGUGCCCUGUAUCUUCUCCAGUUCAUCGUUCUGUAGUUACAGAUCUAUUGGUUUAUUGUUGAUCCUGGUUGAUGCGCCGACUUUUGCCCAUAUAUGCGCAAUUUUCUCUCAUGAGUUCCACGCUGUGAUGCAAGUGUAGUGGUGAAGACUUGAGUACUUCUAUAUAAAUGCAUGAUGUAUGAUGUAUGAUGUUUAACUGUAUCAGUGAUGUAGAUGGUAUGUUCUUGAGGGUAAUGAAAACAAGGUACUAGUACAACCCUUUGGUGCUUC